Molecule: messenger RNA, 441 nt
Organism: Acanthopagrus latus (yellowfin seabream)
Lineage: Eukaryota; Metazoa; Chordata; Actinopteri; Spariformes; Sparidae
Exons: 2
Coding region: 1-441 (146 amino acids)
Source: RefSeq, a predicted model, not a curated record
AUGGAAGCGUCGACGGAGGGCUUAAACGUUCGCUACAGGGAAGAAGACGGCAUGGUGUUCUUUGAGAGCUACAAACCUCCCUCUCGGGAUGCCAUCCACCUGCCCACCUACGUCCUCUACCUGAUCAUGGCCAUGUUUAUCUUGUUCGGUGUUCUUUAUGCCAUCAUCGGCCACCUCAUAAAAGACCUCUGCCAUGACUUUGCAGAUUGGCUGUUUGGGGAGCAGCCUGAGGAGGUGGUGGUGAACUACUGCGAGGCCAAGGAUAAGUUCAUGGUAGACUGGUGCCCAGAAACGUCCCCGGAGCUGGAGGCGUUGGCCCGGGCCGAGGAGAACAAGGUGCUCGACAGGGACUUCAUGAAAGCCCCCGCCAUCUGGAUCAUCUCAACAGAGCCUGAGGCCAGCAGGUCGGGACCCCGUGUGGUGUUCGGGAAGAGGAGCUGA